AUGGUACACUGUCCCCUACCGCUGAUCACGCCAGCGACAACAAAUACAACUCGACAGACAGAUUCUGUGUCGCCAGGUCACGAUUUUGACGGCAUCUGGGAGGGAAAGUAAGAUUCCUCACCCUUCGAACGUGAAAGCUGCAGCUCUUACCAACCCGCUGCGCAAGUCAGAAUGUCAGCAGAUCUCGUCUCAGUCCUGGACGGAGCGUUCUCAGAGCAGGUCAGUCGCUGGGCGCUUCUCACUGACGAUAAUGACUGUACUGACCGCUUCUCCUGCAUCAUACCUCUCAGGUGGCAGAUGUAGCUACGUUCUUGGCUCGCAGCCAGCCUGAAGCUGAGCGAGAUGAAUACAUUUCCAAAUAUGUUCGGAAAGCAGAAGAGGCCGAACGAGGCGAGGGAGGUGCGGAUCAGGCAAAGACUUCGGCGGUAUUGACGGAGCUGCUGGGGCAAUUCACCAAGCUAGGGGAUGGGAACGAUAGAGGUGAGCAGCAAACGUGUAGGGAGGUCCUGCACGGUUGCGUGCUACUACUGAUCGAGAGACACGCGCUCAUGGCCUAUUUUCUUACACAAAACAGAGCUGGAGGGAGUGUACAACUUGCUCGUGGCGCUCAUUAACACGCAGUAUGCGUCUCAGGAGCAGAGGGACCAUGCCAUUCAAAAUCUGGUCUCGGUCGUUGCGAGCACUGCUGCGACGACGGGGCAAGAGAGGACCGCUGUCAAGUACCGAAUGUGAGUCGUUAGGCAAUGGGAACAAUGUGGUCACCCGGAGCUGGGCGGAGCACAGCGCCGAGAACCUAUUAUCAGCUUGCGCCACAGCUUACCCUAGCAGACUUGAAUCUGACACCAUAAUCUUCUUCGAGCAGUCUGUCCAACACAUUCAACUCGCUCUCAGCUAGCUCACCUCUUCGGUUGACAACCCUCACUGCGCUGCUCAACCUCGCAGCAGCAAACGAAGAGCUGGACUAUCUCUCCGAAUCACUGCUUGCGACUCCAGCAUGGCUUUCUACAUGGUCUAUUCCAUCCUCUGCAAAAUCUGCGCUCCUCUUGGACAUCGCUUCCAAGCUCGACGCGGCUGAUCAAAAAGCCAAAGCCUACGAAUUUCUCCUCACUCAUUUGCGGUACUUGGACAGCGUCUCGGAGGCAGAAAAGGGCCAGGUUGCUCAGGCUGCGGAGCAGACAAUCGCUGCAGCUCUCAGACUGCCGAACGUGUGGGAUUUUGACAAUUUGCUGCAGAUCGGCCCGAUUCAAGCGUUAAAAGGACAGCCGGCAUUUGAACUUUUGAGCAUCUUUGUCAGCGGUUCAUCAAAGGACUUUAAAGCGUGGUUGGGCAAGGGCAACGAUUCUGUGCUAUCUAAGCUGAGUGAGUGCUGCGAAAGGGUGUAGAAUUCGCUCUUAGACGGCCGAGCUGAUGCGUGUCGCUCCUGCACACAUCACCAGAUCUGAAUGCUGCGUUGCUGGAGAGGCAAAUGAAGUUGCUGGAUUUGGCGAGCUUGUGCAGUCGUAGCGUUAGCGCAGAGGUGCCUUACGCGGAUAUUGCGGCAGCAUUGGGAGAGCCCGAGGCAGAUGUAGAAUCGUGGAUCAUUGAUGGUGAGUUGGGCGCCUUGGAGCAAAGAGGCUGUGUAGCCUCCUUGCAGUAUUCGUCUCUCAACAAAGUCGACUCCUGUCUCGCCAGUCAUUCGAGCGGGUCUGGUCUCGGGCAAGUUGAGCCAGGUGACUUCUUCAUUCAGAGUGUAUAAGAGCACUUUCAGAACGUUUGGAGAUCAAGAGUGGAAAUUAUUGGAGCAAAAAUUGGUCAACUGGCAAGGAUCGAUCGAUAGGAUCUUGACAACCAUCGACGAGGCCAGAAGUAGCGGAGCGGCUCAUGCACCGGCGAACGCGGCUGGCACUGCAGCGGAACAAAACCAGAUGGCCCUGACUGUUUGA
Ceraceosorus bombacis is the source of this 1922-nucleotide messenger RNA. NCBI's taxonomy places the organism in Eukaryota, Fungi, Basidiomycota, Exobasidiomycetes, Ceraceosorales, Ceraceosoraceae. The record is from the annotation of a GenBank genome assembly.